AUGAUAUUUACAAGAAAAUUACAAACAAAAAUUGGCAUAUUUAAAUUACUAUUUAAUGAAAAUUUAUUUCAAGGGCAAACCAAAUCUUUGACAUUUCUAAAAAGAUAUUUCAGUGGUCAUAUCAAAAAGUGUUAUAAUUUUAAUAAUAAAGUAAUGGAUACACCUUAUAAUUCUAAUAAUUGCCUUUGUCAUAGAUAUGCUUUCUCCCUGUCCAAUGCCAUUUCUUCUCCAAAUUUUGAAAAAAAUUUUAAACUUGGAAUACAAGCUGUUACAAAAGAAGAAUUUGAAAAAAUAUGUCGUUUCCGUUAUCGAGAAGAUUCUUUAGCAUCUUUGGCAGGAAAAUUAAUUCUUCGUCAAAUGGCUAAAAAAAUUACUGGUACAAGUUGGGAUGAAAUUAAAUUUGAUAGAACGGAACGUGGUAAACCAUUUUUAUCUUUUCCACCUAAUACUAAUUUUGGUAUGAAUAUUUCUCAUCAAGGAGAUUAUGUAGCUUUUGCAAGUUCAUGUUCUCCAAAUGUUGGUGUUGAUUGCAUGAGACUUGACAUAUCAAGAAAUAACAAAACUGCCGAUGAAUAUAUAAAUUCAAUGUCUAAAUCAGCUUCACCAAAUGAGUUAAGCUUAAUGAAAACACAACCUACAGAUGCUAUGAAGAUGACAGUUUUUUACCGAAUUUGGUGUCUUAAAGAAUCAAUUCUAAAAGCUACCGGACAGGGAAUGAUUAAUGAUUUAACGACAAUUGAUUUUCAAAUUAAUACAUCUGACCGUUAUCGACCCGGAUCAUUUAUAAAAUCAACUAAAGUUAAUGUUGAUGGAAAAAAUGAACCUAAUUUUCAGUUUGAAGAAAGUUUUAUUGAUUCUAAUCACUCAGUUGCUGUGUGUUAUGAUUCAAAACUUCCUAAAAAAUGUAAUUUCUAUAAAGACAAAGAGGCAAAAAUAUUUUUUUCAAAAGUUAACUUUGACUUUUUACUUCAAGAUGCCAAAAUCUUAAACCCUCUUCAUGGAAAUGAGAAUUUAGAAUAUGAAGAAUUUAUGAAAAAGCCUAAAAAAACAUUUUAA
This is a messenger RNA of Strongyloides ratti, 1056 nucleotides long. Its product is annotated as L-aminoadipate-semialdehyde dehydrogenase-phosphopantetheinyl transferase. NCBI's taxonomy places the organism in Eukaryota, Metazoa, Nematoda, Chromadorea, Rhabditida, Strongyloididae. Gene Ontology annotation, molecular function: holo-[acyl-carrier-protein] synthase activity; magnesium ion binding. The transcript has 4 exons. The record is from RefSeq and is a predicted model, not a curated record. The coding region runs from base 1 to 1056 and encodes 351 amino acids. Gene Ontology annotation, cellular component: cytosol.